UUGAAGGAUCCAGGAAAUGUGUCCACCAAUGCAUGGAGGUGGCUGAAAGUGAGAGGAGACAUGGCGACAAGAAGGUAUACUUAUUGUGUCUUCUGUCAGCGGGCGAGUGUAGUGAGGAUACUAAGCAAGAGCAUGACUGCGGCUGCAAACCUUCAGACCAACAUAGAUUUUCUGAAAGGAGAACCACACAAACGACAUCCAGGUGUGACCCACCUCAAAACCUUACGCCUGCCUGAGGAUCUCCAGACGGCCGCACGCUCAAUUAUUCACAGGGCUCAGGUGGCACAGCUUCCCGACCGCACUCGCAAUCUGACAAACUUCCUGUGGAGCCGGAAGCGAGCUGUGGAGGAUUCUACCCUGAGGCAGAAAGCUCUGAGUCUUGAGAAGGAACUGUGGAAAAAGGCAGUGGAGAAAGCAGGAAAUGUAGACAAGCAAGUGCUGGUGGACCGCAUCCAGAGGGAAGUUUUCUCUGAGCUCAGGCGCACUAUUUAUCGCUGGACUCCCUUAAAGUACAAUGAGGAGUUAGGCGUGGUCUACAUGGCGGCCCGAAUGGCUGGAGGCUACGCUGCUGUGAGGAGGGCUCUCAAUGAGAUUAAGAAACGGGAUGCCUCCUUUGCUCCUCAGUCUCUCCUGGAUUUUGGGUCAGGGCUGGGAACAGUGGCCUGGGCAUCCCACUCUUUCUGGGCUGACACUUUGAAGGAGAUGGUGUGUGUGGACAGCUCAGGCCCCAUGAACAUUUUGGCAGAACGACUUCUUAAAGGCGAUGAUGAAAACGCGGACACUCGCAUGAAACAUGUCUACUUCAGGCAGUUCCUCCCCAUGUCCCCCAAGGUGCAGUUUGACUUGGUGACGUCCGCCUACACUUUGUCUGAGAUUCCCACCACGAAGGAGCGAGAAGAGGCGGUGUUGACUCUGUGGAGAAAGACCUCCUCCUACCUGUUGUUCGUGGAAAAUGGGACCAAAGAAGGACAUCAGAUCCUCAUGGAGGCCAGAGAUACUUUAUUGCAGAAGAAAGAAAAGACUAUCCACGAUACCAGACCACCAUCAGUGUUUGCUCCGUGCCCCCAUGAAGAGGCAUGUCCAAAACUAGCGCUCACACCGGUGUUACCCUGUAACUUUCACCAGAUGUACAUGCCACUCUACGGGCACAACAGUCAGACUGAGAAGUUCAGCUACCUCAUUCUGACACGAGAGCGCCCCCCAGAGGCAUACAGGAACGGGGAGGUGGAGUGGUCCAGGCUGUUGGCGUCCCCACAGGCCAGGACGAGACAUGUGCACUGUCGCCUAUGCUGUCCCGAUGGACAGCUGAAGCACGUUGUGGUGACCACACGAAAACACAGCAGGGAUGUGUACCGCUGCGCCCGCAGCAGUGAGUGGGGCGACCAGCUUCCUCUCAUUCCAGACGUGGACAACGAAAUGAUCCAAAAUGAAGAAGAGUAACGAUGCAGGACACCUCAGAAAUGACAAUGUAGGAACCAAUAAUAUGUCAAUAAAUGUCCAUUUUACUAAACAAGCUG
Molecule: messenger RNA, 1517 nt
Organism: Dunckerocampus dactyliophorus (ringed pipefish)
Lineage: Eukaryota; Metazoa; Chordata; Actinopteri; Syngnathiformes; Syngnathidae
Gene: mettl17
Product: methyltransferase like 17
Exons: 14
Coding region: 61-1440 (459 amino acids)
Biological process (GO): translation
Cellular component (GO): mitochondrial small ribosomal subunit
Molecular function (GO): structural constituent of ribosome; methyltransferase activity
Source: RefSeq, a predicted model, not a curated record